This is a messenger RNA of Ylistrum balloti, 5392 nucleotides long. Its product is annotated as DENN domain-containing protein 3-like. The transcript is spliced from 24 exons. The record is from RefSeq and is a predicted model, not a curated record. Gene Ontology annotation, molecular function: protein binding. Gene Ontology annotation, cellular component: cytoplasmic vesicle. Lineage: Eukaryota; Metazoa; Mollusca; Bivalvia; Pectinida; Pectinidae. The coding region runs from base 1 to 3963 and encodes 1320 amino acids. Gene Ontology annotation, biological process: regulation of Rab protein signal transduction.
AUGGAUCAUCAGACAGAAGUUUGUAAUAGAUUUAUAUAUGUGGCACCAAUGGAUCAUCAGACAGAAGUUUGUAAUUCUCAGAGAUUUAUAUAUGUGGCACCAAUGGAUCAUCAGACAGAAGUUUGUAAUUCUCAGAGAUUUAUAUAUGUGGCACCAAUGGAUCAUCAGACAGAAGUUUGUAAUUCUCAGAGAUUUAUAUAUGUGGCACCAAUGGAUCAUCAGACAGAAGUUUGUAAUUCUCUGAGAUUUAUAUAUGUGGCACCAAUGGAUCAUCAGACAGAAGUUUGUAAUUCUCAGAGAUUUAUAUAUGUGGCACCAAUGGAUCAUCAGACAGAAGUUUGUAAUUCUCAGAGAUUUAUAUAUGUGGCACCAAUGGAUCAUCAGACAGAAGACUCCAGUAAUGAGGAUAUACUAGACAAUCUCUACACCCAAGAUUACGAGCCUCAGGUGUUAGCAGCUCUAUCAGCCACCACCAUGAUGCAUUUUUUUCCGUAUCCUCGCAAAGACAUGGAAUAUCCAUCCAUUAAUCUCCAAGAGGCUUUCUACUGUAGUAACACAGACUCCUCCUCUCGAUUUCUGAAACAAAAACAAGGGAAACAACUCCGCAACCAGUCAGUGACUCCAGCUAAUGUCACUCGUCUCAUGUCAAUACGUUGGCCUCAGGGUGGAGGCAGGAUAACAAUGAAUGCUGCUCACAGUCAAUUUUCAUUUAGUAACUUAGACUUUCCAGUUUCUGAAGAAGUCAUUAAGUCUAUUACAACAUUUUGUUUCCCAGAUAAUAUGAAGAUCUAUGCAACAAAGCCAGAGAGUUUUGCUCACUUUCUUGUACUGACAGAUAUGUCGGGAAACAAAAGUUAUGCUACCUGUUUGACCUUCUGUCGAUCUUUCAUUGUGGAAAAGGAUGAGCGUGGCCAUAUAUAUAUGACUCUGGACACUACAAUGGAAGCUUUGACCGCUGGUCAAUACAGGACUUUCGUCCCCCACUGUGGCAUUUUCAUCUCUAAAUUCCCUUACUUCUCCACUACAAAGGAUAUACUAUCAUACAUGACGUCCCUUAUAUCACAAAAACCUGAUGAUAUGCUGGCCUUCAUAAAGGAGAUCUCCCAUACAGUGACCUUGACUCCUGUGCCUCCUGUUGGUCCGGUGGCAGUCGAAAUAUGUCUCCACGACAAACAGCCAUUUACAAUCUAUCCCCCUGUGAAGGCAGAUAAAUCUGUGAUUGAUAUACCACUUCAUUUAGUCUUCAUCAGUUUCCAUGAGGAUCAGAUACUCCAAGUUUUGGCCGCCCUGUUUAUGGAGGAGAGGAUAGUGUUCCUAUCAUCCAGCUAUGCAUUACUGACCACUAUAUCAGAGAGCUUUCUCAACUUCUUGUUGCCUUUUCGUUGGAGAUUUACCUAUGUACCUAUACUAUCAUUGAAAGCCUUGGACUUACUAGACGCCCCCGGUACCUUUAUCAUGGGCUGUCAUCUCAAACAUCGCAGCAUUGUGGAACAGAUUGAGGGUCUAGUGGUAGUUAACAUAGACGAGGGUACAGUGAUGGUGAACUCCACAUCCAACACUUCUGAUAACCAUCAUAUACCCGCCAUACCCGAGGAACCAGCCACAUCCUUCAGGAAAGUCUGUAAGAGAGCCAGAGUGUUUUUUGAAUUGGAAGAUGUACAGAGGCCAACCUGCCACAAUGUUUCUGAGGAAAAGAAGAUUCGGGAGACCCGAAUUCGUAGAUUGAAUCGAGUGAUAGAGGAAGGAUGCCUGGAGUUGAUGGUGAAUCUCUUCAGAGGAGUAGUUUUGGAAGUGAGACCUGAACACCACAGCUUCAAUGAACAGUUGUUCUUGGAAUCUCAGGGGAAAAGCCCAGAGGAUAAACUGUUCUAUAAAAAAGUUUUGAAGAAAGACAUGUUCAAGUCCUUCCUUGAUGAUCGUCUGAAGGAGAAAACUGACUACUGGACAGAGUUUGAGAGAAAGACACGACAGUUUGUAAAACAAGCAAGCUUGGGUGAUAUCAGAGUCUCACAGGUACACCCUCGAAAACCUUUGAACAAACAAGUCUCCUUGUCAAGGAUCCAUGAAAAUCCUUAUGAGAGGCCAUUGGUGAUUGUCCGACUUCCACAGAACAAUUCUUCAUCACAAUAUCUGUCUUCUUGUAUAACCUCACUCAGCAUCUCUUUACAGUCCUGUAUGGAUUACCAGGAACGGAUAUCCUAUUUAUACCUUAUGGCAGUGUUCAAGUUUGCAGACCAUGAUCACGUUGGUGCUCUUACAGACAUUAUAACUCUAGCAGCAAUUGACUGGAAUCUUUUACCAACAUUGCUUGUUCAUGAAAUCCACAAUCUUCUCACAGCCCAAGAAAAGCUGAACCUUGAGAAGGUCAAAGGUUAUCAUAACAUCAUAGAGAAACAAAAGGAAGAAAGCCAAUCAAUGGACACCAGCACGAUUCGGCGUUACCAUAACCACAAUGAUAUCAUUAACAUCCCAGACUAUGACUUAGCUUUUGAUGUGUUCAGGAAGUAUGUAUCUCUGUAUGAGAUGACACAGGACUACGAUACCAUAUCUAGGCUGUUCCAAGCCCUCACGGGAAUGGCACGGGAAACACACCUUGACCACGAGACGUUCCAGGCAUUUUGUUUGUGCUGGCAAGAAAAUCAUGAACAGUGUAUGAAAGUGAUGGAGGAGCGCGACCUCCAGACAGAUGAGUCGGUACUCAAGGUUUCAUCACUUUGUAAGACUGACUUUGGGACAGGUCGUGUUGUAUUAACAGACAAAAGGUUGCUAUUGAUGAGGGAUGCAUCCAAGAAAUUGAAAGAAAUUGUCAAAUUACGAGACAUUCAGUUUUUGGAGAAAGUACAGCUGCACUCUUUGUUUUCUGUUGCUGAUGCCCUACGGAUACAUCGACUUGUGCCAGGCAAAGCUGAACAUGACAAGUUUACAGUGUGGCUCAAAGAUGAAAGAAACCAUUUCACACUCCUCGUCCAAGAGAUGUGGGCUGGCAAGGUCAUCUCCGAGGCAACAAAGGACAUUGUUGUUGUCCAACAAGCUGCUCAAAAUGUUCUCCUGAUUGACACAAUUAUAAGAAGUGGAGAAGAGGAGGACUGCUCUCACCAUGCUACAGUGGAGAGUUCCGCAGAAUAUCUUUGUUGUUACAUACGGGCAAUGGGGCGAGGAGAGCACUUGCUUUCUGUUACCACGAAAGAAGCGCUACAAAACAAACUUGAUCCAAACUUUAGUGAACCAGAACGUACCAGCAUACAGGCACUGCUUUAUACUCCAGGAGAUACUGAGACCCAUUUAUCUCCAAACUUUCCAUUUUCCAAUGUAGCGGUCAUUGUUCCUUCCUUGUCAUGCAUUCACUUUUCUUACUCAGCCAGUGUAAACGGCGUGAUCAUCAGAUGGUAUGUGAAGGGAUUAACUGUAGCCAAUCGUAUUGCUUUGGACAUGUCAGGAGGCGAGACAUUACGGAGACUACAAUAUGCUCAAGGAUACCUAUGGUGUGGAGUGUGGAAAGGUAUUUGGCAGAUCAGCAAAAAAGGGGAAUUGUUGGCCAAGUUUAGCUUUGAUAUUCCUAAAUCAGAUGUUACAGUUCAUCCUGUAGAGAUGGAGUGCUUCUAUAUCAUGGACAAUGACCAGAUAUGGGCAGGAUGUCGUCGCGAUGGAAACAUGGUUGUCAUGAAUACAAAGACUGGAAGGAAAGAUGUAGAAGUCAUUAAAUUGGAAUCAAGAGGAAUCAGUAUCAUGGUAAAGCUUAAAAACAGGAUGUGGGUUGGAACCAAGUCAGGGAUCAUAUAUGUUGUUGAUAUUGAGACUCGAAAGAUCAUUAAAACACUUAAGGCUCACUCUGAUGCCGUGCGUGCACUCUGUUGUGCGGAUGACCGAUAUAUCAUCAGUGGAGCUGGAAGUUCUGAUGGAAAAAUUGCAAUCUGGACUCCCACAGACACAAGAUCAGCUUCAGGACGCUUCCUAUUGGAAUAGUAAGACGUACAGGUCCAGAUUACUUCCUACUGGAAUAUUGAGACAAUAGAACAGGACAGUUGCUGCCCAGGGUGAAGCAACAUUGGUCAGCUUCUAUCUUCAACCAGCAGCAACCACCAGUUCAGUCUGUGAUAUGGUCCUACUUAUGGUGUGUUAUAAAUUUCACACAGAUUUUAGAUGAUUGCAGAAUGCUCUCUAUAUAAAUGUGUUUCAUUGUAGUAUUAUCUGAAGUAAAUAUACUGUGUAGUUUGUAAUAUUUUGGGGUGAUUUAAGUUUGCUGUAUUUGUGAACAAUAAAGAAAGUGAAAAUUUAAAAGCCCAGCAAACGUUUCUACGAUGAUUGAAAAUACCUUUGGUUGACAAGGUUUUCUGUCUCUGCGACUCCUCCCAUGUCUGGGUAUUGUCUCACCGACAAACAUAAGCAUUCUGGUGAUGUUGAGUUGAAGAUCUCAAAAUAAUAUCUGUUGGGUCUGUACAUCAUAUCAGCCCAUAGUCUAGUGCUAAAUUUGAUACUAGUGAACUAGAUCAAACCAGGAUAGUCACUAAAUAUUAGCACAGCGAAGUUAAACAACUAUAAAGUAUUGUAUGAUUGUAUUUGGAUGUUGUUUUACAGUAAUUGGGGCUGCGAUGGCUCAGUAGGUAGACUAUAGGCCUGUACCUCUAGUAAAGAUCCAAGUUCAUGGUUUAACAUUCCUUAUUAUAGCAGUUUGUGUUUCCAGGAGGGUAAGAAAUGGAAUUAUCUUUGCUGUUGAGGUUGUGUCCACGGCCCAGACACUUACUAAAUCCUUAAUAUACAGGGUGACAUGUUCUUGGGCAAUAAACACAUGGAACAACAGAUAUUGGAAUGGGAUUUCAUUUAAGUGGGUCUGUUGAUAGUAAUUAAUAAAGUGUUAAUAAAUUCAGCCUCUCCUUCUAGUUAGUUCACCUGGCCAAAACGGCCAAGUGAGCUUAUGGCAUACUGCGGGUACAGCAACGUUUCCUACAAAUCGCCACUGGUCAUGAAGGACUGAGCAGAAUUUUACCAAAUUUGAUCAGAAGCAUCCUUAGGGAAAAGGGACUCAAUUUUGUAUAAAUAGUGGGUCUGAGGGAUGGGGCCCAAAAGGGGAAAUAUAGCAGGUUCUUUGAUUUAAAUUAAGAUCCUUCUUUUUCUGUAGGAAUGAAUGGAUUUUGCCCAGUCUUGGUCUGAAGUAUUCUUAGGUGAAUGAGAAUUAAUCUUGUAUGAACGGCAGGUAUCAGCCCCCUUGGAUAGGGUGACUAGAACAAAUUCUGUAAAAUCUUUCUUCAGUAGGAAUUUGGAACUUGCUGAGGUAAAGGAGAAUUCUAUAUAAAUGGUUUGGCUGACCCCCUUAAGGGAGUUGAGGCCCAAUGUAUAAAUAGAUAUAAACCUUUAGAAUUUCUACUCCUUUAGUUUGGGUGAAGCAAUUUCAACA